AUGAUUGUCAGCAAAAAUCCUGUUAAUCCAGACAACCCAACCAUAGGCAAUGAAAGCGAAACACACGAAGAUGAUAACGUGACAGAAGAAAUUGACUUUGAUGAUAUAAAAGACGAAGAUGAAUCAGAGAUUAAACAUGAAGAAUCAUCUGAUGGGGUAGAUUACAUUAAAAAAUACAAAUCGAAUCAAAGACACUUAGAUACAAUUGUCAAAUACUUAAUAAUCAUUGGAAUAAUCAUUAGAAUUUUAUUUUUUUUAAUGCCAAAGUUCAAAAGACGUGUUGUUGACACUCCAAUCCAUCAGACUUCGAUGAAAUCAUUUUUGAAAGAUACAUUUACAUUACUUAAUGAACCUUUGAAAAAUAAAAAUGAAAUCAUGGAGCAAUAUAAUCAAAUUGUGGAAUUUCUGCGUGAUAACUCCACACGCGAAUCAAUAAUAGAUGAAAUCAAUCGGACAAAUCUAGUUGAACGUUCGAAAAAAGUAAUUUUAGAAUUAUCAGAAUACUGUGAAAACAAUAACAAUCAAUUGAUCAUAUUUAUCAUGAUAUCAGCACUCACAGAGCUUAGAAAAUACAAUUAUCCAGUAACAGCAGAUAAAACAUAUUUAUUCAGACUUAUUGAUAGAUGCAUGGAAGCAUCAACAUUAAUGAGUACAUUAUUCAACUUUAUUAACACAUUUGCAGAUAAAAACGAACUAUAUAAUGGAUUUUUCAAGGAUUUAAGCAAACAUUACGCUGACUUUAAGCAAAGACCAUAUAUGUUAUCACCUGUUGAAUUUAUUUAUAAUCUUGUUCACUUUAGAAAAUUGAAUGAAAGUGAUUAUCAGCAUGUUUGCAAUUUUCUCUCGGAAUCAGAUCUUCAAAAUAUGCAAAAGUUUGAAAUAUAUUCAUUUUGCCAUAUUUUUAAUAGAUUAUCAUGCUCUGAUCGUGAUGCAAUAUUGAAUUCAAAUGAAUGUCAAAAAAAUAACUUCUAA
Molecule: messenger RNA, 972 nt
Organism: Trichomonas vaginalis G3
Lineage: Eukaryota; Parabasalia; Trichomonadida; Trichomonadidae
Exons: 1
Coding region: 1-972 (323 amino acids)
Source: RefSeq, a predicted model, not a curated record